UGCGUUCAAUUUUCCGUAUUGGUUUCGGUUUCAGUUCGCUUGUGGACGUGCGUGCGGCAAGAACCUGCUGGAAAAGCCUCGGAUCGGACCUGGUUAAUGGUUAAUGGCCAAUGGUCACUGGUUAGUGUGGCACCAAUCGAACGGCUAUCGCCCGGAUGGGCAAACGGAUAGACGGAAGGAUCUGUGGAAUGCUGAGAAUGUGCCAAUAUGUUAGUGCCGUGUCUGAGUUAGAGUGGGAGUGUGAGUGAGUGGGUGUGAGACAGGGUCCUUGGAAGGACUAACAGGUUCCCCGUCUUUUCAAGUGUUAAAGUGCGGCCAAAAGUAUUUCCGAAAGAAUACGAUAAAAAGUCACAAAUCUGCUGUCGCCUCCGAUUUAAGUCGAAAGUUUGCCUUAAGGAUUAAAAAAACGGACACAGACUUGUUAUAGUCAAAGGACGAACGAGACGCCGAGGGCCAAAAGUGAAAAAGAAGGUUGGCAGGAGAAGAGAUGCAGAGCUAAAACCAUAAACCCAAAGCCACUAAAUGCGAGUGCAGAGCCAACUCAGCUGCGAGUGCUGAGGAAACAAGGACCAAGAGCAGGAGGAAGUGCGUCCUGCGCCCAAGUCUAAUUAGAAAGAAAGAUUGCUCAUACGCCGCGUGGAACGAGAGUGCCAGAGUGUCCGAAUAUAUAUGUGGAUAGUAUCUACUGGAUACAUAUGUGUGCGGCAGCUUUUGGUCAAAUUUAAAGGUUACAACCCGUGAAAGCCAAUCAAAGGGGGUGUCGAAGUUUUUGUUCGAUUUGCUGGCGGGCCAUCAGAGAAUUAGUUUGGCAUGCGGCUGCUGUUGCCACAACUGUUGCAUGCAACAUGGAUGGCGAAAAUCGGAUUAUACUCAAUGUGGGCGGAAUAAGAUAUGAAACCUACAAGGCCACGCUCAAGAAAAUCCCCGCAACACGUCUCUCCCGACUGACCGAAGCCCUGGCCAACUACGAUCCGGUACUCAAUGAAUACUUUUUCGAUCGGCAUCCCGGGGUCUUCACCCAAAUCCUCAACUAUUACAGAACUGGAAAACUGCACUAUCCAACCGACGUGUGUGGACCGCUCUUCGAGGAGGAGCUGGAAUUCUGGGGACUGGACUCUAACCAGGUAGAACCUUGCUGUUGGUCAACCUAUAGCAUACAUCGCGAUACGCAAAACACCUUAGCCAUAUUAGAUAAGCUAGAUAUUGAAAAUGAGAAGCCCACGGAGGAGCAGAUAGCUCGUCUAUUUGGCUUUGAGGAGGCACUGAGCAACGGCGAGCUUAACUGCUGGCAACGUAUAAAACCCAAGAUCUGGGCCAUGUUUGAUGAGCCCUCCAGCUCUACGGGUGCCAAGAUCGUUGCUGGCAUGUCGGUUUUCUUUAUAUUUGUUUCUGUGAUAUCAUUCUGCCUGAAGACCCACCCCGGCUUCCGCGUGGACCUGCCCUCUUCCCCCGACGAUGGAACAGGGGCGGGCGGACCUCCACACGGACACGAUCCCUUGGGCGAACCGCCGCAGACCCAUCAGUACCAUCAGCACAGCAUCACGCCGCCCAGCGGCAGCAUCGGACCCACCUUUCGUGUCACGAACUACACGAGCUACAGCAGCGGCAACUUUACCGCUCCCGGCCAGGCCACGCCCAUUGCCACCAUCAAGGGCGGCCAGCGGCAGCGACUGAAACGGAAUAUCAACGGGAGCAGUCUGAACGAGUUCAUCGAGCAGAAGAUACUGGGACAAAACGGGAGGAGAAAGCACGGAUGGAUCGAGACCUACGGCCAGCCCCACGAGGCCUUCUUCUACGUGGAGCUGGUGUGCAACGUCUGGUUCUUCAUCGAAGUCCUCAUCAGGCUGAUAGUCUCCCCCAAUUUGUGGCAGUUCAUCAAGUCGCCGGUUAAUAUCAUUGACUUUACGGCCACUUUGAGCUUCUAUACGGACGUGAUGCAGCGCAUGGGGGAAUAUACGGGUCUCCUGGAGGCCUUCUCCAUCGUGCGGAUAAUGCGGCUGUUUAAGCUGACACGCCAUUCACCGGGCUUAAGGAUCCUCAUCCAUACGUUCAAGGCCUCGGCCAAGGAGCUCACUCUGCUGGUAUUCUUCCUUGUCCUGGGCAUUGUUUUCUUCGCCAGUCUGGCUUACUAUGCGGAGAAGUUGCAGGACAAUCCGGACAACCAGUUUAAGAGCAUUCCCUUGGGACUGUGGUGGGCGAUUGUGACCAUGACCACCGUGGGAUACGGCGAUGUGGCGCCCAAGACCUAUCCGGGCAUGUUCGUGGGCGCUCUGUGUGCUCUGGCCGGAGUGCUGACCAUCGCCCUGCCCGUUCCGGUCAUCGUCAGUAACUUCUCCAUGUUCUACUCCCACACUCAGGCUCGCUCCAAGCUGCCCAAGAAGCGACGACGUGUCCUGCCCGUGGAGCAGCCGCGUCGCAAGAGGGAGCCAACUGCUCCGCACCGCGGAAGGACGAAUGCCAUUAAACAGACGGCGCCCACUGGGCCGGGAUUGGUGGCCGGGGGCGUGGGUCCAGCGGGAGCAGGGGGGCCGGGUCUCGGUGGCCACGCAGUGGGUCACCCCGCCCAUGCCGGGACGCCCAUGUUCAAGGAUGCAUUUGGCGGUGCCAAAAUCGGCACCGUGAACGUGAACGGCGUCAAUGUCAUUGGCCUGCAUCCUGCGCAAAGGACGACGACGACGACCAUGGCGAGUGCGGCUGAUCCGACGCCCAUGUCGGCAAUGACCUACCAAGUGCCUAUGCUCCAGCCACCGCCCGCCCACCACAGCCAUGGCCACGCCCAUGCCCAUGCCCACGCCCACGCCCACGCCCAUGGCCUUGGCCCCGCUUCGUCGGCGGCGGCGGCGAUGACGUCACCGGCAUCGCUCACUGGCUCAGCCGCUUCGGCAGCCGUUGCCACAGCCGCCGCAGCCGCCCCCGCCGGUCCCUCCUUCAUCAGUUCGGACUACUUGAGCGUGCCGGCGGUGCAGAGCCUUCAGCCGCGGGCGGCGACGACUGGCCACGACUUCAUGCUGCCGCUCCAGCCGAAACUUCUGGGCCCCCUGGAACGCAAGGAUCAGCAUCCGCUGCAGCUGACCGCCCACAAUUUGGCCUCCGAUACGCACCAGCUGAUGUACUCGGGCCACGCCCAUCCCCACGCCCACAAGGGGGCGGCGCCUGGGGGCGGUGGGCCGGCUGUGCUGAGUGUACCGCCCACAUUGAGUAUGUCGCACACACAGAUGCCACCCGGAAUGGCCAGCAUGGGUCAGCGAACCCCCAAUCUGAGUUUCCGGGCGGCUCACGGAGUGGGUUCCUCCCAGGUGGCCACCAUUCAGCAGCCCAUCCCGCACGCCCACGCCUGCCACGCCUCCUCGAAUUGCAACAUCAAGAUUUCGGUUGCCUCCGCCGGAGUCUCGGUGGGAUGUCCGGAUGAGUUUCGGGCUCCCAAGGUGACGCUGCUGGACGAUCUCAGCGACGAGGUCAACUCCUCGACGGACGAGUGCGGGGACUGCUGCCUGGUGGAGGACAGCGAUACCUACGAGGGAGCGACCAUCAACAAUGGCCAGAGUGGCCAGGAGAACGGAACGGAUGCCAUUGGAAUGGAUAAUGGUCUUUUGGAUAACGAUGAGGAGGAUGAGGAUGACGAGGACGGUGAGGGCAGUGGUGUGGGCGGGGACGAAAGUCUCGGUGGGAUCUACAUAGGUCCACGGCAUUGAUUGCCAGACAUAAACUGGGAUUUUCCCCGCUAAAACGGACUUACCAACUUCUCAAAAGUACUGCCCAAAACUGCAACUCGGUGAAAGUUUAAAAAGAGGUUACAAUCUAUAAGAAACCAAGUGUAUGUGUAAUGUGAACAAGUCGUUAGGUGUUAUGUGCCACUCUAAACGCGAUGCUGAAUGCAACUUUAUCUGGUUAAGAAAGCGCACAAAGUCUUAGGAGUUGCAAAACCAAGGUCAAUCAUACUCAAACUUUUGCCCAGUUCUAAGGUGAAUUUAAAAUAGGAGAAUGUCUUAAUAACUUCUCAAUGUUCAGCAAAUGCUUUAAAUAUAAGUUUUAAAUUUUACCAACUUUUAAAAAUCUAUAAAACAUUUAUGGUCUAUCGGAGACUUAGCUAAGUGUUCCUAAACUUCCACUAAAUAGAUGCUCUAAAAACCGUUGUGUGCUCAAUGGAUAAACAUAAACAGUGAUUUUAAUGUUUUCGAGAUCAUAAAGCUGCCUUGCCAGAGUGGUUAUUUAAUAGUUUCCGAAGAACUUACUAGAUAGUGCUUAAAAAAAAUAGUAAGUCCCUGGAUCACUGCCUCUUCGUCUGUAUACUUUCCAAAUUCAAACUUAAAAGCAUUGCGGUAGCGUUUCCAUUAAUUUUAAGACGGGACAUUUAACGUUUCCCAACCAUUUAUCAGCAGUUUUAAUCAAUCUUUGCACUCCACUCACGGCCGGCGACAAACAGCAUUUCUUGUCUGGCCAAGACAAACAUCCGUAACAUUUGUAUCAGUGUCCUUAUAACUCUCAUGUUGACAACUGUCAUUGGCAGCGUGCAUGUGGGAUUGUUUGCCUGUGUGGGUGGCCGAGCACGUCCUGGCCAAGUCCUGCAAACAAGGAGUGGUGGUCAAAUAGGAAGCUGCCCGCAUACAAGGCAAACAUAUCGUCCAUAUAAAUGUGACCACUUGUGUGCAGCCAGCCAGCGAUACGAGUAUAUGUAUGUGUGUAAAGGACCUCCCCCACUUUCCGGCACGUCAAGGUGUUUAUUGUGCAAAUCUUCGGGACAAAAAUUGCAUGGCCAACUAUAAAUUCCCACACUUGACUCGCACGCUCCGUUUCCCGGAUCACAGACCCUGAAUCAUGGCCAAAAGUGUCACAGGGCUGGCUUGUUUAUCUGACACAUUGACUGCCACCAUUUCAAUGAACUGGCUAGCAAAAACUGUGUCGACAAGGGGCACACAAAGGGCCAAGACAGCCAAAAACUAAAACGGCGACGACAUUCGUGUCCUUGGAGUCCUUGAUGUCCCCCCACCAUACCCCACUUCCAUUUCCACUUCCACAAUUCCUUUUCGAUGGCGGUUUGUGUGGUUGACCUUGUAAAUAGUAUCUCUUGGGGUCGCUGUGUUGGGUUUUCAUUCUUCGACAUUUAUACCCAUAAAUGUUAAUUGAUUUAUUCAUAGAAGCUGGAUGAAAGCGCAAAGCUAAACGCAUGGAACUGUAAAUAUUUGAGUGACGGUCAAGGACUAACCGAAAGAAAAUGAAACUGAACAUGAAAACAAAAAGAAGACAGUAGAAAACAUAUUUGACUUUACAUAAGGUUCAAUGGUAAUUUUUGGUCCAAUAUUUAUAGUUUUUGAUGUGCUAAAAACGAUUAACAAAAAGACGAACAAUUUUGAUUCCAAUUCUUGUGUAAGGAAGAGUUUAAAAAGUCGACCGCUUUUUAAACCAAAGCUCGUUGUAAGUGUAUGUGGAAAUUAGUUGGACGUAUAGAUUUAAAUAGGUAUCACGCCCAAGCAAUGAUGUGAGGGAAGUGAUUCCAAUUAGUCAGUAUAAUCAAAUCAGUUGGUCUGAAUGUGCGUCGUUCUAAAUUUACUCUUUAUUACUAAUCUCUGAUUAAAAUGUUAAAUAAUUGCCUAAUUGUUGUGUAAGGAUAUUCCUCGUUUCGGCUUGCCGACUGCACUCCUUUUUUCUCGUUCAAAUAUAGAUUCCUUACUUUAAAAUGUACAAGGAAAAUGUUGCUUUUAAAACUCUUCAAUUUAAAACAAAAACACACACAGUUUUCCUAUAUUACCAAGAAAUUCAAAAUUAGGAAAAAUCUGAAAAGAAUAUAAAUAUUUAUUGUUAAUUCGUAAACAAACUUUUUAACUAAAGUUAAAUUUAAAUAAUUUUACAUAAUCUUAAAAGAAAACGGAAAUGAGUCUUUUGAUAUAAGAGAUGCUGCAGCGAACCAGUGCUAAUUGAAAUAAACAUUGUUUCAAUAGGAAUAUAGUUAGUUUAAAAAACACAAGUGAGAUACUAAACUAAUAUUAAACUUUUGCCUAGCAAAUAACUAAGUUUAGUCUGGUCGAUGCAGAAAAAAUCCAUUGCAUACAGAAAUCAAUUCAAAAAAUAAAUCCUUUUGAAAGAAAUCACCCACCACAGACAGGAAGCGAAAACCCGGCUGAACGUAAAUUACGAGAAUUUUGCAAGUAUAAUUCUGUGUGUACAUAGGUAAUCUCAAGAACAACUGAAAAUUCAUAAGUUAAAUGUCGAGAGUGGAAAAACAUUUCUACAAUAUUUAUUGUAAGUAAAGUGUCAUGAACAGGAGUACAUAAAACCAAAACUGUUUACAAACAAAGCGAAUUUUUAAAUGUUGAAAAAAAUGAGAUCCGAAAAAGUAAAUAAUAAAUAAAAAACAAAAUGUGG
Drosophila suzukii is the source of this 6360-nucleotide messenger RNA. RefSeq names its product Shaw-like (gene Shawl). Gene Ontology annotation, cellular component: postsynaptic membrane; neuronal cell body membrane; dendrite membrane. Gene Ontology annotation, molecular function: protein binding; delayed rectifier potassium channel activity. The record is from RefSeq and is a predicted model, not a curated record. Lineage: Eukaryota; Metazoa; Arthropoda; Insecta; Diptera; Drosophilidae. Gene Ontology annotation, biological process: potassium ion transmembrane transport; protein homooligomerization.